Molecule: messenger RNA, 757 nt
Organism: Arabidopsis thaliana (thale cress)
Lineage: Eukaryota; Viridiplantae; Streptophyta; Magnoliopsida; Brassicales; Brassicaceae
Exons: 6
Coding region: 97-633 (178 amino acids)
Source: RefSeq, marked reviewed
UUAAAACGUUCUCGAUUUUAAGUAGUUGAAAACACCCUAAAGCCGAACACUUUGGUAGUGAAUUAAAGAAUCGAUUUCUCUCUCUCUCAAGCAACAAUGGAUGAAGGAAGAGAAGGAGAGAUAGAGAAGAAGAAGAAGAAAGAUGAAGAAGGAGAAGUGAAGGAAGGAGUAGCAUCAAUAGCUUUGUUACCAUGUGGGACUAUCUCUGGUCAUUUCAUUCAGAUGCCUAGCUCUAUCUGUUAUGGCCUCCAUGGCACUGAACUAGCUUGUGAGACUGAGUGUAGCCGCGGUGAGGAUUAUCGGUUGAUCAAACUCACUAUCAUAGACUACAAUAGAAAGAAGGAACAAACAGUUGUAGUGGAGUGCAAAGGCCAUGAUGCUGCUCGAAUUAAUGAUGUCGAGCAUGCUCACGGGUGGGAGGAAGAUGUGAUAGGAUUAGUCGAAGAAAAACACGGGAAGAAGAAAGUAUCGGUUUCGUUCGAGUGUGAGACAUUGAAGGCAGAUGAAGCAGCAGAGGACCAUAUCAGACAGUUUAUGCCCAAAUUAGCUGGACUUGAUGCUGUUAUUAACAUUGGACCGAUGAAGAUUUCCGGGCUUGAUUUUGCUGCGGUGGAAGAGGGACACAUAAACUAAGACAGCUUAACUCUUUCUUUUUGUGUAUACAUCAUAUUUGAAUGCUCUUUGAGUCUUUGUUUCAUAUCGUAGAACACAAUUAACGCUUUAAGCUCAAAUGAUCUAGACUAGAACUCAUAGAAAA